Messenger RNA from Pseudomassariella vexata, 1734 nucleotides. RefSeq lists its product as uncharacterized. The record is from RefSeq and is a predicted model, not a curated record. The coding region runs from base 1 to 1734 and encodes 577 amino acids. Lineage: Eukaryota; Fungi; Ascomycota; Sordariomycetes; Amphisphaeriales; Pseudomassariaceae. The transcript is spliced from 5 exons.
AUGUCGGCGUCACAAUAUCCGCUCCAUUCGCCAUCGCCUCUAGACCGACUCGCCGGGUCGUAUGUUGAACUCGACGACCUGAAAUGGCCCGUGGACGACAAAGAUGCAGCAUGUCCAAGGAGUUCACAGCCGCCGCUACAUAAUGCUCCGGCUGGAGGUCAAGAGAGGCCUGAUGUCCGACAGGAUGAUGACAGUGGCUGGUGGAUGUUCGAACUCUUCGCUUGGGUCGUGAGUAUCAUCGCUCUCACUAUUAUAGUCGUGACGAUUGCGAUCACGGACGGGAAACCACUGCCUCGUUGGCCUCUGGAUAUCACGCUCAACUCAUUUGUUUCUUUCAUGUCUACAAUCAUGAAGGCAGCGUUGAUCAUCCCGGUCGCCGAAGGGAUCAGCCAAUUGAAGUGGUUGUGGUUCAAGAGAGCCGGUGCCGUGGGCGACGUGCAGACGUUUGACGAAGCGAGUCGAGGCUCCUGGGGUAGCAUGAAGUUGAUCUUCGCAACUCGAGGCGUACAUUUAGCGAAGCUGGGCGCGUUCAUAACCAUCGUGGCCUUGGGCGUUGACCCGUUUAUUCAACAGGUCAUCACAUACCCGAGCCGCAACGUCGCUUCGACAAGUCAAUAUGGCUCAGUACCGGUCGUCCAAAGUUACAUGGACUACGCAUAUGGAGCCAUCAUGGCACUUAGAGAACCCACCCUUGCUAUGAAAGCCGCCAUCAACAACGGACUUUACGACACUAACAAUGAUCCGCAGGACGAUUUUGCCGUAUCGAUAAGCUGCGCGACGGGGGACUGCACCUGGCCGGAUACUUACUACUCGCUCGCAGUCUGUUACAAGUGUGCCAACACCACCUUGCUCAUCAACAAGAACUGCACCGAUGUGGAUGAGCCUUGGGGCUACUGCGAGUACUCGCUACCGAACGGGCUCUACUUCGACGGCUCGCAGCGCGGGAGGCUGUACAUGAACUCCACAGGAGGUCUUCCGACUAUCAACUUCAACAACACACAGUCGACCAUUUCGUCUAUUUCCACGAUGCGAGGUAUUCAUGAUCUCUCUUCGACCACGCUGCUCGAGGUUGUCUCGAAUGAAUGCGUGCUUUACUUUUGUGUAAACGAAUACAGCGCCGUCGUCAAGGACAGCGAGUUCACAGAGACGAUAGUUGCAACUUACGUCAACAAAACCGAUCCCGUAGUUGGUGAAAACAUCACGAUUGCAGCCCCAAAAUCCAAUCAAACGUUUACCGUUGGAGCCACGGCCUGGUAUGCGCUUAGUUUGCACUUCUCGAUUUUUUGGACCGGCAACGUCACAGGAGCAACAGGCGAGAUAUCCACGUCCCGAUCCGACGAUGUCCUUACCGCACUCUACCAACUCGGAGACGACGAGUCCGGCACCGGGGCGCAGAAAUUAGGCGGCGAGAACGACACCAUUGCCGCGGUGGCCGCCAGCAUGACCCGGAUCCUGCGAGGGAGCAGCGCGAAAAUCAACAACGAGACCUGUAGCAUCAAUAACUCAACGUCUGGAUUGGCGUGCGGCACCGUCUGGAUGGUAGAGACAUAUGUCCAUGUGCGAUGGCCGUGGAUGGUGCUGCCUAUCGCGCUCGAGGGCCUUGCGCUUGUGUUCUUGGUUUGUACGAUUAUCAAGAGUAAGAGUAGCGGGGUUGCGCUUUGGAAGAGCUCGACGUUGCCGCUGCUGCAGGGGAAACUGAGAGAUGCGCAGGAUGUGUGGACUCAGAGGAGAUAG